Messenger RNA from Cotesia congregata, 2514 nucleotides. The record is from the annotation of a GenBank genome assembly. NCBI's taxonomy places the organism in Eukaryota, Metazoa, Arthropoda, Insecta, Hymenoptera, Braconidae.
AUGCCCGCGACAUUGAAAGCAGAAAGUGAACUUGAAGGAGAUUCUAUGGAGACUUUAUUUGAUCUAGGGCUGGAUGAUCUUUCAUCAAAUGGAUAUAUCAACGGUGAGGGUAUAUAUAAAUGGAAUACCCGAGUUGGGACCUUGCAGAGGGAGAAUCACGACUUGAUAUUAUUAAUUUUGGUGACCAUUAUUGGUCUGGGAAGGUGCCUGGAGCAGGUUCCUUCCAAGCUUGAGAUCGAAUCUUCGAUCAACAGGACGAUCGAAGAGGUAGAGCGGAUGAUAGACCGGGACGAAAAGCUGCCUAAAUUGUCAAGGGAGCAGAUUGUGGACAUUCUGUUCAACAUCACGAGCCAGGACAUUGAUUCGAUGGAGGAAUCGGUGAGACAAGCGCGGUCUGAUUAUCAGCGAGCGUUGCUGGUGGUCUUGCCGUACAAUUCAAAGGAUGCGAAGAAUCAAGAUAUCAAGGAUUUGUACACCAAGCCGCCGAUGGUCCAGAUAAUUCCUGACUCAGAAGGCAUGAUUCCUUUUUCUUCGAUUCAAGAAGAGAACCCGGUGCUGGACAACUUUAUCAGCUCCAAGUAUGUGGAGGAAAUCAACAACGAGUUUGGGAGCAUGCAAGACAGUUCGGAAGAGAAGGGGGAAUCUGAUCCAGAAAGGUUUAGUUUGAUUAGUGAUGAUUGGGAGAUUGAGACUAAGCAGACGAAGAAUAAUCAGGUUGGUUCUGGCAAAACUGAUAAGACUACCAAGAUGAUGAAGAGUACUGAGCCAGAAGCUGUUACUGUGCCUGCUACUAGGUCUACGGUUAAUGUUCUUACUUCAGAUCAAUGGAGGUACUAUGGUCCUCCUGCUACGCCGAAAACUACCACUUCUACAACUACAACAACUACGACGACAACUACUCAGAAACCAACUACAACUACUCGAAGACCAACUACAUCAACUACAACGACUACACAAAGACCAACAACUACAACAACAACAACCACAAAGUCUCCAUUAAUUGGAUUCUCGAAAGAAUCCCACAGAAAUUGGGUGCCAUUCCUUCCAACCGCAAUGUCAUCAAGCCUAACGGAAGAAGCUUUCUCAAUUCCUCCUUUCAAGAAGCUGCCGACCACCACGACAAUCCAACCUGAGAUUAUCACCUUCGAUAUGAUGGAGAUGAUGAAGGAUGAACCGCAGCCAUCACUAUUUGUCACGCCAAUGUCAUCCCACUCUGAUGAAAAGCUAAUCAAUUCAACAUCACUAAAAGACUCCAAGAUUGAAAUUCCGAUGAGAAACGAAGUGAUGACUCUGCUAAAAUCGAUUGGACUUAGCGGGAGCGAGACUAAGUUAAAUGCCAAUCCUUCAGCAGCCCAGGGGAUCUACGCGACCAAUUUCGAAAUUCCAGAGUCUGAUAGCAUUGGCCAGAUGUCCGCGAUGGGGGUCGACUCCCCGACGAUUGCCAGCCAGAAUACCUUCGAGCAGACUCCCAAGGACGUUCGGCAAGGGUUCAACAACUUGGCGCCAGAUGUUCAGUGGCUGUUCCAGAGAUUUGGCAUGGCUGCUAUGAAAGAUUUGGACUAUCAGAAACAAACUACUACUUCUACGACUACCAGAGCUCCAGUUCCAGUUCGCUGGAAUAACUUCAAGCCUCUUCCGAAUUCCGAGGUCAAGGACGAGUCUAUGAGGGAGUUCCUUGCUAAAUUUGGCUUGGGGACCGACAGAGGCCGCAAGUCUAUGAAAGAUCAGCGAGUAGCAGAAAAAGAUGAUCAGUCAGUGAUAGAAGCCGUUCCUGAGAACAUGAGGGGUAUUCUGGCCAACAUAGGACUCAUAGAACGGAAAAGUCUGCCUGGGAAAGCUAAGCCAACUCCCAGGGUUGAUUCCGAGCCUAAAUUGCACGUCUUCAAGCCCCAUGAGAUUCAACUCAGUGAUCAGCGGCAGCGGAUCAAGAUUAAUCAGCUUCUAGACACUGUUAGGCUUGCUCAGGAAGGCAAGGCUCAGGUUUCUGAUGUUCGCCAAGCUGCUAGCGAGCUUCUGGAGACGGCUAAGACUCUCAAGGAAGGCCCUGACCCGCUGAAUCUCCAAGAAUUGAUGCAGAUGUACAACAACGAGGCUAGAAAUGAGGUCAAGCGGCAAAACAAUUCUUCAAUGUCUGAUGGAACUCCGGAUGCCGAGGAGGAUUCUACUACGUCAAUUACGACAGCUUCUCCCACUCUGGCUACUUCCAGCGAAGCGACAGGUACGGAAAUGCCUAAAGACGCUGAGUUACCAGCAGACAGUGUGGGGGUUCCCAGCGAUUCUAGCAGCAAGACCACGGAGAGCGCUAAUAUCGAUGACCUAGCGGACUCUUUCGGAGGAACCACCAGUGAGCCUGAUCCUGUUUUACCAACGCCCAAGAAAACCGGGCUCUACUUUCUCGUAGAUUGGAAUUCCUUCUUGGAAGUCGGUGAGGAUGAUAAGGACAGUAAGGUCAAUCUGAGGUUCGCUCCCAAGGCUGGAGAUAGGACGCAGUUUAUUCCUGUUGUUAUUCCGUAG